UGUAUGGCGCUCUCCGCCUAACGACUCCUUUGAAAAGCUGCAGCUGCUGGCCUCGUGGAAUGUCUCCCCCAUGCCAUCUGCCAAAGAGGUUAAUCGAGCGCUGGCUCGCAUCAGAGCCGUCAUGCCGGCCGAGAAAAAGGUGGCAUCGGCCAAUCGCAACAUCCGCCUCGGCCUGGAGCGCAUCGGCCACGUCGUGCCAAAGGAGCAGGGCUGGCUGGGCGUCCAUGUCGGCGGCACCAACGGCAAGGGCUCGGUCUGCAACCUGAUCUCGGGGCUCUUCAGGCUGUCCGGCAUCAGCCAUGGCAUGUACACGUCGCCGGCCAUGCCCGAGAGGCACAAUGGCGUCACCAUCAACGGCCUGUACGUCAAUCGCCGCAUGUACGAGAUGGAGGUGAAGCACAUCGAGGACAAGUUCAAGAGAAUUGCGUCUGGCUGGAGGUUUGCCGCCGGCGAGGACCCGGGCAACCUGACGCCCUUUGAGCUGGAAACUGCAGCCGCCUUUCGGGUCUUUGAGAAGAUGCAUGUCAACUAUGGCGUGGUUGAAGUGGGCAUGGGCGGCGCCACAGAUGCCACCAAUAUCAUGAGGCAGAAAUCAGUCACGGUCAUCACAAAGAUCGAUCUGGACCACCAGGAGUAUCUCGGCAACACCAUUGAAGAAAUCGCAAAGGUCAAGGCGGGCAUCAUGCGACCCGGCGUGCCCUGCAUUGUUGACCAUACCAAUCCCAGCUCAGUCAUGAAAGUUCUUCGUCAGCACGCAAAUAGUAUAGGUACUCAGAUCAGCCCAUCAUGGAAGGGAGAGCCUCUGCUGGCCACCCUUGAUACUGAGCGGUUCAAGCUGGAAGACUACGAAAAACAGAAUCUUCUCUGCGCUACGCUGGCCUUCCGCCAUCUAUUCCCGAAUUUUGAAAUCGACGUCAACAAACUACUGGCCAUGGAACCGUUUCCCUCUGGGCGAAAAGAGCAAGUUCGAGUAGCUGGCCUCACCGGUGGAAGUCGCGAAAAGCCUAUCCUUGUGGAUGGCGCUCACAAUCUGCUUGGCGCCGAAGCGUUGGCCUCUUAUGUGCAGCACCAGGUUCGCCAGGGCAAUGAACCGAUUUCGUGGGUCAUGGGCUUAUCGGCUAGCAAAUCCAAACCUUUUGCACAGGUCAUCUCUACCUUGGUACAGCCUCAGGAUAACUUUGCCUUUGUUGAAUAUCUUCCUGGUGCUAAUGAGCCGCCCCCGGCUCCCGUUGAGCUCGGCCGUGAGAUUGGCAAGUCUAUUGUCAACCAUGAAUCUCAGCUGUACGAUGGCGAUUCACGGAUUGCUUCGGGCGUGCAAUGGGCUUGCGACAAAGCUGGAGAGGGUCCCGUCAUAGUUACGGGAAGCUUAUACAUGAUUAGAAAUUUUUACAACCUGGACGGCGUUGAGCCAAGGAGAAAGACCAAGACGAGACGGCCCGGAGCCGCGCAGCUUUGGCACUAUAUCCAGUUAUCGCAAAAGAGGCCGCUGACUGCCGAGGAAGCUAGAGAGUUUAAACAAGCACGGAGGCACUGGUAUUUGUCGCCUACACGAAAUACCGCCUUCAAAGCGGUGAGACACGGCGGUCAGCCCAAGUCUUCCAUCGUUCCCGAGAGAAUACGUGCGCUGCAGCAGCAGGUGGAGUUUCAUAGGAAACAAGCUCAAGGGUAUCGUAGCGCCAUUGAGAGUAUGGAGAAGGACUUGGCACAAGAAUCAGCCGUUGCGCCUGCGAGCGCUGAUUCCUCGGAUUUACAAACCAGCCUGGAGACGCUCAAGCGACACCACCAGGAACAUCUCGGUGCAUUCAACAGCGCCAUGUUUAAGCUCCGAGGCCACACUGCCUUGCCUGAGAAAAAGUAUAUGAGCCACGAAGAGGUGUUUGGACGGCCGGCGAAGCCCAAGAUUCAAAGGAGUUCGCAUUAG
This is a messenger RNA of Trichoderma atroviride IMI 206040, 1921 nucleotides long. The record is from RefSeq and is a predicted model, not a curated record. NCBI's taxonomy places the organism in Eukaryota, Fungi, Ascomycota, Sordariomycetes, Hypocreales, Hypocreaceae.